This is a messenger RNA of Drosophila subpulchrella, 1846 nucleotides long. It is a transcript of the gene L2HGDH, whose product is annotated as L-2-hydroxyglutarate dehydrogenase, mitochondrial. The record is from RefSeq and is a predicted model, not a curated record. The coding region runs from base 290 to 1657 and encodes 455 amino acids. Gene Ontology annotation, molecular function: (S)-2-hydroxyglutarate dehydrogenase activity; (S)-2-hydroxy-acid oxidase activity. The transcript has 3 exons. Lineage: Eukaryota; Metazoa; Arthropoda; Insecta; Diptera; Drosophilidae.
CCCAAACCGCCCCUUUGCCCGGUAAUCCGUCACACUUAUCAAUUAGCGCGUUUAUGACACACCUUCGGCCCCAAAAACCCCGCAGAUGCUCGGCCCGUUGAGCAUAUUUAUUUUCUCUCGCCGCACGGAAAACUUCCACGGGCUUCAGUCUGUCGAUUCGCACGGUGGCGGUCUGUACGCACAGUUUGGCGGAGGAAAAGGCAAGGUCAAGCAAGGUCUUUCCGUUCGGCUGGCGAAAAAUCUAAAUUCUACGUCUGUGCGCGGGUGGUGAAAGGAGAAAGCAAGAGAAAUGGCACAGGUGCGACUGCUGGUACAGGGCGUUCGGAGGGGACUGCUCAAUGUGGGCGUGGCCAUGCCCCACGAAUCCACCGCGACCAAUAAAAGAUUUCAGCACAGCUCGUCGAAUUGCGUAGACUAUGAUCUGGUUGUGGUUGGCGGUGGUAUUGUGGGUGCUGCCUCGGCCCGUGAGAUCCUUCUGCGCCAUCCAUCCCUAAAAGUAGCCAUCUUGGAGAAGGAAUGCCAGUUGGCGAUGCACCAGAGUGGACACAAUUCCGGAGUGAUCCAUGCUGGCAUCUAUUAUAAGCCUGGCACGCUGAAAGCCCGCCUUUGUGUGGAGGGCAUGCAUCUGGCCUAUGCUUAUUUGGAUGAACAUAAGAUCCCGUACAAGAAAACCGGCAAACUGAUUGUGGCCACGGAUGAGAAAGAGGUGAAGCUGCUGGAGGAUCUGGAGAAGCGUGGCAUUGCCAACAAUGUGCCGGAUCUAAGGAUGAUCGAAGGUGAUGAGAUCCAGGAGAUCGAACCCUACUGCAAGGGACUGAAGGCUCUCCACAGCCCGCACACCGGAAUUGUUGACUGGGGAUUGGUUACCAGGCAUUAUGGCCAGGAUUUCACUCGAAGCGGUGGUGAUAUAUACCUAAAUUUCAAUGUCAGCAAAUUCACCGAGACCAAAGAGGGAACCGAUUUCCCAGUCACCAUCCAUGGCGCCAAGCCUGGUCAAACAGUUCGCACCAAAAACGUCCUGACCUGCGGUGGGCUGCAAUCCGACUUGCUGGCCGAGAAGACAGGAUGCCCCAAAGAUCCCCGGAUUCUGCCAUUCCGUGGAGAGUACUUGCUGCUGUCCAAGGAAAAACAGCAUAUGGUUAAGGGCAACAUCUAUCCGGUGCCAGAUCCCCGUUUCCCCUUCUUGGGAGUUCAUUUCACGCCGCGGAUGGACGGAUCCAUCUGGCUGGGACCAAAUGCCGUUCUGGCUCUUAAACGAGAAGGUUACACGUGGGGUGACAUCAAUCUUUUCGAGCUUUUUGACGCCCUACGCUAUCCGGGCUUUAUCAAGAUGGCCAGCAAGUACAUCGGCUUCGGACUGAGCGAGAUGUCCAAGUCGUGGUUCAUUAACCUGCAGGUCAAGGCGUUGCAAAAGUACAUCCCGGACAUCACGGAGUACGACAUCCAGCGCGGUCCAGCGGGAGUUCGUGCCCAGGCAAUGGAUCUGCAGGGCAACCUGGUGGACGACUUCGUCUUCGAUCGCGGCGAGGGAUCGGGACCACUGGCCAAGCGUGUUCUUCACUGCAGAAACGCCCCAUCGCCAGGAGCAACCAGCAGUCUCGCCAUCGCCAAGAUGAUUGCCGACAAGAUCGAGAAAGAGUUCUCCAUCGGCAAGUGAUAGCCUAUAUCCUAACGAAAAUCCAAGGCGUAAACCAAAUUUAUUGACCAUGCAUCACCGUCUGCAAAUCAAAUGUUGUCCUAAAUUCUGCCUUUAUGGUGUCAGUGAUCUGAUCUAUUUCGCAUUUCGUUUUGUAAUUUAUAAAGAUAAACUAUUUUGUAUGCAAUAGAAUUACAAAUUUUAAAAGAA